Ficedula albicollis (Collared flycatcher) is the source of this 3618-nucleotide messenger RNA. RefSeq names its product cilia and flagella associated protein 36 (gene CFAP36). Gene Ontology annotation, cellular component: ciliary base; axoneme. The record is from RefSeq and is a predicted model, not a curated record. The coding region runs from base 13 to 1086 and encodes 357 amino acids. NCBI's taxonomy places the organism in Eukaryota, Metazoa, Chordata, Aves, Passeriformes, Muscicapidae. The transcript is spliced from 10 exons.
GCGCCGCCGGCCAUGGCGGCCGAGGAGGAGGACGACGUGGAGUGGGUGGUGGACACCAUCGCCGGCUUCCUGCGGGGGCCCGCCUGGUCCAUCCCCAUCCUGGAGUUCAUGGAGCACAACUGCGAGGUUUUUGAUGAUGAAGAAGAAAGCAAGCUGUCUUACACAGAAAUUUACCAGGAGUACCAAGCUCUGGUGGAGAGAUUAUUAGAGGACUACCUUAAAGAAGUUGGGAUUAAUGAGGAGAAAUUUCAAGAGGCUUUUUCUUCUCCUCUUGCAAAGACCCACACCUCCCAGGCCAUCCUGCAAACAGUGUUGGCAGCAGAAGAUUUUAGACUAUUUAAAAAAAUGAUGGUACAGAAAAAUAUUGAAAUGCAACUGCAAGCAAUUCGGAUCAUCAAAGAGAGAAAUGGUGUAUUGCCUGAGUGUUUGACAGAGGGUUCUGAUGUAUUCACUGAAAUUGAACAGGAAGAAAUGAAAAUACUCAGGGAGGUUCUAAGAAAAUCUAAGGAAGAGUAUGAAAUAGAGCAAGAGAGAAAGAGGACUGAAGAAGCACGUGCUAAACUCAAAGCUCCAGAUGUUAGCCACAGUUCUCCAGGAAAUUCGAGAGAGGCUGGUAAAGUUAAGGAAUCCACUGAGGGAGCUGAGCAUUCUGAAGAAACUCCCAAAUGCCCAUUAGAGGGAUCUCAUAAAUCUACAAAAGAAGACCCCAAACCAGUUUGCCCAGUACAAAAAGGAGCUGAAAACUUACCCCAGCCCUCUUGUACCAAGGGGAAAGAAGACACUAAGAAAAGGUCUGCUGGGAAAGGUUCAGAGAACACAGUGCAAAAAGCUGGGGUGAAAGGACCUAAUUUAUCAGAAGCUGAAAAGCAGCAGCUGAAGCAACGUGAGGACUACCUGAAGAAAAAACGAGACCUGCUGCUGGCUACAAAGAAAGAGUCAAAAAAUAACGCACCAGCACCAAACACUGAGCAGAAAGAGGAGGAGUCCCCUCCUAAAGAGGAAGUGUCAGAAGAGAAGCAGAGGCUGCUGCAGAAGAGGAAGAUGCUUGCAGAAAAGCUGAAAGAAGAAGUCAUUAAUAAGCGGUAGUUUGAAGAGGCUCACUGCUGACCCCAAGAACAGAGGGAUGUUUUAGAAUAAGUUCUCAGUAAGUGAAGGGAUUUCCAAUCUUGCCCUGGGCUUUAGAGAACUUCCAGCCAAGCAGCUCAGUACCUGCUAACUCCCUAUUGCAAAUGCCACUGAACACUCCAUGGACACUGGUUUUGCAGAGUGCUGGGAACUCCCUGGCUCUGUCCCACUGCAGGGCACAGCCCUGCUCCAGCCUGAGCCUGCAGAGCAGAGGAGCCAUGGAGAGCUGGGCAGGGAACCCCUGUGGCAACAGCUCCCAGCCCAGCACUUGAACUUCAUUGCAACAGUGCACAACUUGGCUCCUUUCAUUAGCCCAUUGCAAACAAAUGGCUCUUUUCCAGCUGUGCAGUGCAAUAAAGUCUGGUAUCACAAGGAAGUGCACCCUCGACCACCUCAUUUGUGAAAAGCCAAUGUACCUUGGGAGUGAAGACAUUCACAAAUUAACUCCAGGUUACAGUGGGUGACAGUGCCCAGGUCCCAGUUUGCAAUAAAUGCAGCUUUAAAUAACAGGAGUUGCUUUAGUGCAAAGCUGAGGCUGUUCCCAGCAAUUCACUGCCAAAGUAGCAGAAACCUGUUCAAGUCCUUUACUGGUUUGGCUGUGACCAAUUUGAGGAGAAAGAGGUUGCCCUUUGCCCAGGGCAUCACCUCACUGCCACAGCAACUCCCAGGAAAAGACACAAACCCACCCAUUCGAGUUUCAUGGAAUUUUUAUUAAAAUAGCACUUAUAACUGGUACACGUUGGCAGAUGUUCUGUUUUCCCCAGAGGAGUGGCAGUGGGAGGCCCCAGGCAGGGAACAAACACAGCUGCCCUCGAGGGCAGACAGGGAACCAGCACCCAGGGGUGACAGCCCCAGGGAGAAGCCAGAGUGCUGGGUGUCACCUUCUCCCAGCAUUGCAGGUUGGUGUUGAACAGGAGAUCUGCUGCCACUUCACCCAGUCCUGUCCUAGGAACCAUCAGCACUGAUGACAUUCUUGGUUUUGCUGCGAAACAAGCUGCUGUUGGAGUGUGUUUUUAAAGCUCCAGCCAUACUGCAGCAGGUGGAGUGGUGAGCAGGGCAAGGACUGGCACUGCUCAGGAGUCCCUGGAGAACUUGGGAGGCUGUUGAGAAUCAGGAAUGCAGGUCCACGCUCCAGUGAUGCCACUUCUCCUCAGGUGAUUGAAGGCACUUCCCAGGUACCUGCUGCUCUCUUGGCCUGUGAAUCUUUGGUGAUGGAGACAAAGAGCCACUGGGAAGCACAGCAGCUCAGGAGUGAGCUCACGAGGGUGGUGCUGCAGCUUCUCUUCCCUGGCAAACAUUUCCUUGGCUCUGGAGCUGUUCCCUCAGAGUCCUGUGCUGGGUGACCACUGUCCCCAGGGCCAUCAGAGCACCUGUGUCUUGCUUACACACAGGGAAGAGCUCACCCCUUCCCUCUGGGAUUCAUCCUUGGAAACCUGCAUGGAUAACUAACCUUAAACAACAUCCACAGUGAAAAGCCUGAGUUCACUUACCAUGUGUAACAAACCAAACAAAAGCAAUAAUUAUGGAAUUACAGGGUCACAUUUUAAUUCCUGAAUUUUACAGUUCAGCAUUAAUAUCACCACAUGUAUACAAAUGGUGUAAAACAAGUACAGUGGUAUCUUUAAUACAAAAUAAACUUCUGUUUUAUGGAAAAAACUAUACUUCAUAUCUACACAGACAGCCCAUCUUUUUCCAAACAAGAGCUAAAAUUAAAACUAACUACAAAAAUCUCCAAAACAGAGAAACUGCUUCAGUUUAAACUAUUCCAGGAGAAAUGGACCCAUAACACAUAUUACAAGAGUGAUCUAUGUGGUGGAUUGCAGCUGGUUCCAUCUUGAACAUCUCUGACACAGUCGCUGGGAAAUCUCCUCUCACUGAGUUAUGAUCUCAGAUCACAUAUGGGCAAACUAACAUUGAAAUAUUUACAGUUCAUGUGCUGCUCUUGAAAAGAAAACCUGGACUGUUUGCCACCUUGCCAUGAGCUCCCCUAUUCCUGUCACAGCUCGCUCACCUAUGUGGAAUGUGCUCUUGUGUUUUAAAAAGCAGCUUUGUCCCACCCCCAGGUUCAGGUGCUCCUUGUGGAUUCUGUCUCCAAGCCCUCAAGGUGUUCUCUUGGUCCAAACUGACUUUGGUGUUAAAUGCUGCUCAGCCCAUCACUGAGAAACUGUGAGUGUUUCUUAUUCCCACCUCAACCAUGCAACUUCAGCUCCCAAACAGGGAGGCAGCCCUUGGAACACCACUGGAAUCUGGGCUCUUCCCAGCCUGGAGCCAACAGCUGAGGGAUGUCCCCACCAUGACACAGGCAGCUCCUGCAGACCCCUGGGAAGCCACUGCUCCUUGGCAUAGAUAUCUCUGGACGUCUUACUGACAAAACAAGCAAAACUUUCCAUUUUGAAUCCAGCUUCCAUUCUCUCCUCUUGGAAAAUACAAAUUAAAACUUUGAACUGUUUUAAACAACUCAACAUGCACUAUAACUGCAGUGCCCCUCCCUCC